Molecule: messenger RNA, 697 nt
Organism: Neltuma alba
Lineage: Eukaryota; Viridiplantae; Streptophyta; Magnoliopsida; Fabales; Fabaceae
Product: ubiquitin domain-containing protein 1
Exons: 6
Coding region: 70-417 (115 amino acids)
Source: RefSeq, a predicted model, not a curated record
AAAUUAGAAUAGAACUUCACUGAGAUUUCAAGUCUCCCCCUUCUCUUUCGCUGAGCUCUGCGUUUUGCAAUGGGUUGUGCAGGAUCCUCACAGUCCAAAGCUGAGGGUGGGGCUGUGAAAAAGAUCCGAAAGCCUAAGCCUUGGAAGCAUCCUCAGCCGAUAACAAAGACUCAGCUAAUACAGUUAAGGGAUGAGUUUUGGGAUACAGCUCCUCAUUAUGGUGGCCGUAAUGAGAUCUGGGAUGCUCUUAGAGCUGCUGCUGAAGCUGAUCUAACUCUAGCUCAAGCAAUUGUGGACAGUGCUGGGGUCAUAGUCCAGAGUUCUGAUUUGACAGUGUGCUAUGAUGAAAGAGGAGCAAAAUAUGAACUGCCUAAGUAUGUUUUGAGUGAGCCAACUAACCUGAUUCGGGAGAGUUAAUGACAAAAGAGAGUGAUUGGUGGGAAAGUGGAUGUAAAUCAUGUACAUUAUUAUCUCAAUUGAUCUGGCAACUUCCAUAGCGGUAGCAACUCUUAUUCCUUACCAUCUCAACUUGAUGUUUACUCUCUCUCGGAACCACAUGACACACUAUCUCAAUUGUUCAAUGAGUGUGGAGGGUUCUUGAUCUUCAUCUUGAAAUACAAAGACCAUUAUGUUUCAUUUUCCUUCCCUAAUGAUGAGCUAUAUAUGGAAGCUAAAGAUUAAAUCUUGAGAAGUUAAA